Molecule: messenger RNA, 1723 nt
Organism: Oryza brachyantha (malo sina)
Lineage: Eukaryota; Viridiplantae; Streptophyta; Magnoliopsida; Poales; Poaceae
Exons: 15
Coding region: 122-1435 (437 amino acids)
Source: RefSeq, a predicted model, not a curated record
CUCCUCCUCCUGCUGCUUCCUCCCUCCAACUGCCGCAGCCCCGCGAGCACGUGCCUCCGUCGCCCCCCUCCCCUUCCGUUUCCUCCGCCGCCGCGACCCAGCCCGACCCGGACCGCCGGAGAUGGCCACGGAGGGGCUGGUGCCCAUCACGCGGGCCUACCUCGCGCGCUACUACGACAAGUACCCGCUCCCCCCGCUCCCCGACGCCGUCACCGACCUCGCCGACCGCCUCCGCGCCCUCUCCGCGGGCCUCGCCGCCGUCGCCCCCAUCACGCCAGAUGAGGAGCUCUUGGAAAAAGAAGCAAGUGGGAUACCUGCCCACAAAAUUGAUGAGAACUUGUGGAAGAACAGAGAACAGAUGGAAGAAAUUCUGUUCUUGCUUAGCAAAUCUUGUCGUCCUGUUGCACUUCAGCAGAAUUCCACGGCAGAGGACACACAGACAUUUUCUAUACUUGAUGAUGUUGAAACUAAAUUGAAGGACAUGUUGAAGAAGUUGGAACAGUUUCAAAUAAAAAAUGCUGAUAAUGUUUUCAAUACAGUUAUGACCUACAUGCCACAAGAUUUCCGUGGCACGCUAAUCAGGCAACAGCGAGAACGAUCUGAGAGGAAUAAACAAGCUGAGGUAGAUGCUUUAGUACUAGCUGGUGGAAGCAUUCGUGAUCGAUAUGCAUUGCUGUGGAAACAGCAAAUGGAGAGGCGAGUGCAAUUAGCGCAGCUUGGUUCUGCAACAGGUGUAUAUAAGACACUUGUUAGGUACUUGGUCGGCGUCCCACAGGUUCUGUUGGACUUUAUUCGGCAAAUUAACGAUGACAAUGGACCUAUGGAAGAGCAAAGAGAGCGUUACGGGCCAGCACUCUACACUCUCACUAAAUUGGUGCUUGCAAUUCGGUUGUAUCUACAUGUAUCCCUAGCACGAUAUGGGCAGAGGAAAAUAGAGAAGGAUGACAUUGCUGUAUUGCAGCAGGCGGUGGUUAUCUACACCGAGGAAUUUGAGAAGUUCACUAAAUUCAUAGGUGAAGUUUUUGUGAAUGCCCCAUUCUUCAUAUCUGCUGAGGAUGCAGGUGCUGAGUCAAGGAACAGCGACGAAUACAAAGAAACCAUUAUUCCAGCAGGAAAGACACAUGAGGUUAUUCUUAGUGUCGAGGCUAUCAACUCAUAUAUUGCAUGGGACUUCUCCUUGCAACAAGGGGCCCUCAACAUGGUGUUGGACAUUGGUUUUCAUGUGGAGUACAUAAGCCCAUCAGGCGAGAAAACUUUAAUACUUCCCUACCGACGAUAUGAAGCCGACCAAGGUAACUUUUGCACCGUCUCUGCCGGAUCAUACAAGCUUGUAUGGGACAACUCAUAUUCAUCGUUCUUCAAAAAGAGCCUCCGGUACAAGGUAGACGCCGUGCCGCCGGUCGUCACACCGGCCGAGGCCGCCGCGGAACCCUGAUGGAGCCUGCUCCCAUAUGAAGCGACAAAGGGCCAUUUCCUGCGACGGAAUAGCCGCGCAGAUAUACCACAUGGCCCCCCACAGAAAUGUUGUAACCCAAUUCUUUUUUACCAAGCCGCGCACGAGCCGCGGCGCUGUAAUCCUCAGGGUAUCAAAACGAUACAACACACACAGCAGCUGCAGCUCACGGGUGUACAUGUGAGCGCAGGCAACAUAUAUGUACCUUGGUGUGAUCAUGUUACGGAAACUCGCUGAUGAUAUGCAUUGACUUGACUGCUUCCAUACAAA